Molecule: messenger RNA, 10349 nt
Organism: Porites lobata
Lineage: Eukaryota; Metazoa; Cnidaria; Anthozoa; Scleractinia; Poritidae
Source: the annotation of a GenBank genome assembly
AUGAUUAAGCCACUCUUUGCACUUCUUUUCUUAGCCCUGUUGGCUUGUACUUGCCUUGCACGGCCAAUGCCAGAAGAAGCAGAACCAGAUGUACGUGUAAAACGGGACGAUGGAGAUGAUGAUGGAGAGGAUGGAGAUGAUAGCGACGACGAUAGCGACGACGGCGGUAAUUCAUGCGCUUAGUAAACCGUUAGUUAGCUUUAGUUGUUAGUUGUUGGACAAGAAAGGUUUUUUUAAAAUCCUGUUUCAAUACGAUUCAGAGGAGGUUUCUCAAUUGAACUUGUGCCCGUGAGCUUUUUUCUGUCUCUCCCAAGCAAACCAGGAGAUCAGAGUACAAAAAAAGCAUCUCUUUGUUUCAAACUUUUUGCUUAUUUGUCUCGUGGAAGAUAUAUUUUGGGUUUCGUUUAUUCUUAGACUCACGAAGGAAACGCCGAGAUUCAGAAGAUGAUGGUGACGAUGGAGAAGAUAGUGACGACGCUAUCGAUCCUUAAUAAAUCAAUGAGUUUAAUAGGUUUAAUAGGGGUAGAAAAUACCUGGCAUCUGCCAAUGAAAUUCAAAUCCUAAAAAUAUAUAUGUGUCAAAAAAGAGUCCAUUACCGAGUAACGAUGGCCUUAACGUUGAAUCUAUAGCCAUUUUCUUUGAAGCAUUUUAAGAGCGUUUGGGCUAGAUGGAUCACUGUAUAAGUAGUGCACACAGCUGGUGCGGGCAAUUUACCUUGCAAAAGUAAGAUUAAAAUUCAAUACAAAAAAAUUUCAAUUUCUGUAAGAAGCAAGAUUAGACCGAGGGUAUACCAAGCGAACGAAAAACUUUUGAUAACUUUUAGCAUUGAAAAAUGGAAUCGCCUGAUGCAAAAAGCGCUGUGGCAUUGUGGCCUAAUGGAAGAAAACCACCGACGAAUCUGAUGAUCGUUACGUAUUUUCCCUGAAUUCAGUAUAACGCAAUCCCCUUCCAUUCAAGAUUGUCCAGUGCAGAACGGCAUUCGGGUCGACAACUCAUCCAGUCCUUACCUGAACCUUUGCUUUGCUUUGGGUAGCUUGACACUGGAAGUUAUUGAAGAACGUUUUUAAAAAACUCCGAAGAUUAAGUAACUCAACAAGUAGUUUUUUAUUAAGUCACAUCUUCCUUAAAAACUAUUUUGUCUGUACAUACGCGCAGGAAACGUCGAGAUGUAGAUGAUGACGGUUUUGUUUCCUUCCAAUGACAAAUAUCAGUUAAUUAAUGAUAGAUUUUAUCAAUCAAUUUUAUUCAUUUCCUUAAAAAACUUUUCUUUUGAUCUUAUUUUGUCUGCAGACAAACGCAGGAGACGUCGAGAUGCAGAUGAUGAUGAUGACGAUGAUGAUGAUGACGACGACGAUAGUGAAGGUAACUUAAUCUCUUUAUUAACAAGUUUUCUUUCUUCGAAUAACAAAUAUAAAUUAUUUAACAAUUUUUUUUAAUCAAUUAACUUUUUUAAUUUUUUUUUCUGCAGAUAAACGCAGGAGGCGUAGAGAUGCAGAUGAUGAUGAUGAUGAUGAUGAUGAUGACGAUGAUGAAGGUAACUUAAUCUCUUUAAUAACACGUUUUCUUCAAUUCGAAUAACAAAGUUCAAUUAUUAAUUUUUACUAGUUAAUUUAAUUUUUUAAAAAACAAUUUUGUCUGCAGAUAAACGCAGGAGACGUAGAGAUGCAGAUGAUGAUGAUGAUGACGACGACGACGACGACGAUGAAGGUAACUUAAUCUCUUUAUGAACAAGUUUUCUUCCCUUCGAUUAACAACAUAUCAGUUAUUAAAUUUUAUUUAUUAAUUUUAUUUUUUUCUUCAAACUAUUUUGUCUGCAGAUAAACGUAGGAGACGUCGAGAUGCAGAUGAUGAUGAUGAUGAUGAUGACGACGACGACGACGACGAUGGAGGUAACUUAAUCUUUUCAUUAACAAGUUUCUUCCCUUCGAAUACCAUGCAAAUAUCAAUUAUUUAAUUUUUUUUUUUUUAUCUAUUAUUUUUUUUUCUUAAAACAAUUUUGUCUGCAGAUAAACGCAGGAGACGUCGAGAUGUAGAUGAUGAUGAUGACGAUGAUGAUGAUGACGACGACGAUGAAGGUAACUUAAUCUCGUUAUUAACAAGUUUGCUUUCCUUCGAAUAACAAAUAUCAAUUAUUAAAUUUUACUUGUUAAUUUAAUUUUUAAAAAAACAAUUUUUCCUGCAGAUAAACGCAGGAGACGUCGAGAUGCAGAUGAUGAUGAUGACGAUGAUGAUGACGACGACGACGAUGAAGGUAACUUAAUCUCGUUAUUAACAAGUUAUCUUUCCUUCGAAUAACAAAUAUCAAUUAUUUAACAUUUUUUUUUUUUAUCAAUUAUCGUUUUUCUAAAAACUAUUUUUUCCUGCAGAUAAACGCAGGAGACGUCGAGAUGCAGAUGAUGAUGAUGACGAUGAUGAUGACGACGACGACGAUGAAGGUAACUUAAUCUCUUUAUUAACAAGUUUUCUUUCCUUCGAAUAACAAAUAUAAAUUAUUUAACAAUUUUUUUCUUAUCAACUAACUUUUACUUAAAAACAAUUUUUUCCUGCAGAUAAACGCAGGAGACGUAGAGAUUCAGAUGAUGAUGAUGAUGACGACGACGACGACGACGAUGAAGGUAACUUAAUGUCUUUAAUAACAAGUUUUCUUUCCUUCGAAUAACAAAUUUCAAUUAUUUCAUAAAUUUUUUUUAUUAAUUUUUUUCUUAAAACUAUUUUUUCUGCAGAUAAACGCAGGAGACGUAGAGAUGCAGAUGAUGAUGAUGAUGACGACGACGACGACGACGAUGAAGGUAACUUAAUCUCUUUAUUAACAAGUUUUCUUUCCUUCGAAUAACAAAUUUCAAUUAUUUAACAAUUUUUUUCUUAUCAACUAACUUUUACUUAAAAACAAUUUUUUUCUGCAGAUAAACGCAGGAGACGUAGAGAUUCAGAUGAUGAUGAUGAUGACGACGACGACGACGACGAUGAAGGUAACUUAAUGUCUUUAAUAACAAGUUUUCUUUCCUUUGAAUAACAAAUUUCAAUUAUUUCAUAAAUUUUUUUUAUUAAUUUUUUCUUAAAACUAUUUUUUCUGCAGAUAAACGCAGGAGACGUAGAGAUGCAGAUGAUGAUGAUGAUGACGACGACGAUGACGACGAUGAAGGUAACUUAAUCUCUUUAUUAACAAGUUUUCUUUCCUUCGAAUAACAAAUUUCAAUUAUUUAAUUUUACUUGUUAAUUUAAUUUUUUUAAAAACUACUUUUUCUGCAGAUAAACGUAGGAGACGUAGAGAUGCAGAUGAUGAUGAUGAUGAUGACGACGAUGACGACGAUGAAGGUAACUUAAUCUCUUUAUUAACAAGUUUUCUUUCCUUCGAAUAACAAAUUUCAAUUAUUUAAUUUUACUUGUUAAUUUAAUUUUUUAAAAAACUACUUUUUCUGCAGAUAAACGUAGGAGACGUAGAGAUGCAGAUGAUGAUGAUGAUGAUGACGACGACGACGACGACGAUGAAGGUAAUUUAAUGUCUUUAAUAACAAGUUUUCUUUCCUUCGAAUAACAAAUUUCAAUUAUUUCAUAAUUUUUUUUGUUAAUUUUUUCUUAAAACUAUUUUUUCUGCAGAUAAACGCAGGAGACGUAGAGAUGCAGAUGAUGAUGAUGAUGAUGACGACGACGACGACGAUGAAGGUAAUUUAAUGUCUUUAAUAACAAGUUUUCUUUCCUUCGAAUAACAAAUUUCAAUUAUUUCAUAAAUUUUUUUCUUAAUUUUUUCUUAAAACUAUUUUUUCUGCAGAUAAACGCAGGAGACGUAGAGAUGCAGAUGAUGAUGAUGAUGACGACGACGACGACGACGACGAUGAUGGUAACUUAAUCUCUUUAUCAACAAAUUUUCUUCCCUUCGAUUAACAAAUAUCAGUGAUUAAAUUUUAUUUAUUAAUUUUAUUUUUUUCUUCAAACUAUUUUGUCUGCAGAUAAACGUAGGAGACGUCGCGAUGAAGAUGAUGACGAUGAUGAUGACGAUGACGACGACGACGAUGAAGGUAACUUAAUCUCUUUAUUAACAAAUUUUCUUCCCUUCGAAUCAUGACAAAUAUCAAUUAUUUAAUAGCAAUUUUUAUUUAUUAAUUUUCCCUUUAAAACUAUUUUGUCUGCAGAUAAACGCAGGAGACGUCGAGAUGCAGAUGAUGACGAUGAUGAUGAUGAUGAUGAUGAUGAUGAUGAUGAUGAUUCAGGUAAGUGUCCUUUUAAACCACUCCGCUUUAAAGUUUUUGAUUCAAGGUUACCUAUCAUCUUUUUUUUUUUUUUUUAUAAUAUUUGCUGAAAUACAUUUCUUUAGCCUUCUGUUACAAUUUCAAUGAGACCUCUUUGAUUAAACGUUUCCUUUUUUAACUCUUUGAAAUUUUCAAAAAAAGAAACAUGAUUUACAAAAGUGAUUUUUUUUCUUUUGCCAUCAACAUUUUGUGCUUAUAGAAACUUCUCCAGGGAUGAUUAUUAUCAGUCUCAAGACAAAAUGAAAACAAUGCUCAUGCAAAAUUGUGUGGGGAAAAAUUAAUUGUAAUGUCAAAGUCACAAAUAACAUCCAGUUUUUCAAACAAGCCUUCGCCUGAAGACUGAUAAAUACUACUUUAACUUUUCUUCAUCAGAUAAACGCAGGAAACGCUGAAAUGUUACAAGCCAGCUCCUUUUCCAUGGCUCUCUGCAAGAAUGAGAUUAAGCUACAACUGAAAUUGCUUUCCGGCAGGAGCCUAUCAGGUUCCUGUUUCUGGUCAAUAAAUAUUCUGGAAAUUGCCUGAAUCUUCUGCAGCUAAAAUGGAAAUCUCAUCAAUCACUUCGUAUUCAAGAAUUUCUAUACAGGAAUAGCUUUCCAAUAAUUAAUUUUUGGAUUUUGUAACAGACAGAGAAUGCCUUUUGAGCAUUCUAGACGCCUUCGAUUGCUGGACACCUGCAUAGCAAAUGUUAGGAUUAAUUAAUUAAAGCUGGCUCGCAAACAGCUUUUAACUAUAAACGACGAUGGAAAAUCUCCAAACAAAACAAUAAGUUACCGAGUAUUAGUGAAAUGACAUAACAUGUAUUUAAUGAAAUGCUGAUGGACGAUACGACUAACAUGUACCUGGUUAUGCGUACAAAGUUUGAGAAAUAAAUUCGACGAAGCUAAGAGGAACUGUCAGUCUUGUUUCUUGAAACAUGGCCGAUGAAAGUAUUAUUUUGGAAUUUCAAACCUGUGAGAGGCCUUUCCGAGCGGCCUUAAGCCUCUGUUUCAGAGGGAGGCUAAGUGCAAAGCCAUUGAUAUGAAAAUUAUUUUUGAUUCCCAUAGAAAUAAAACUCAUUUUCAAAACCUUAACAAAGAUUUUGCACAUAGCCUCGUUUUGAAAGUGAAAGUUUUUGGAAUUCGGAAAUGGCCUACUCCUUUAGAAACCUCAUGUGGAGGCGUUUGUGGCCGAGCGGUUAACACCUUGAACUCUGAAUCUGGAGGUCCGGGCUUCAAGCCUCGCACGUCGCGUUCUUUCCUUAGACAAGGAAAUUUACACCACUUUGUCUCUCUUUACCCGGGUGUAUAAAUGGGUGCCGGCGACAUACUGCUGGUGGGAUAACGCUACAAUGGACUAGCAUCCUGUCCAGGGGGGAGUAGCAAUCCUCCUAGGCAUGGUUCAUGAUACGGAAUUUACUGCAUACAGUGCAACAAAAGCGAUACGUGUGGUUUGGCAAGUGAUCAUUGAAACUCUCCAGUGGGGUUCGGCUUAAAUCCCAUCAAUUCCGCAGGUUUUUAUCGGCUUAUUCAGUUCCCUAACAUAAGUUUUAAAAGCCUUUUAGCGAGAUUAAAUGUCAGAAAAAAAGUGAUAGGAUGGAAUUAUAGGCAUUAGGAGGCAGCGUGGCGGAGCGGUUAGAGCACUGGUCUUGUAAUUCGGAGGCCUCGAGUUCAAGUCCCGUCUCGACCGCUAGCUGGAUUUGUUCUCGGUAGUCCCGAGUUCAAAUCCUCGGCCACGCUUGUAAAUGGCCAGCUGGUUUGCCUUCGGCUAGUUGGGAUUCUUAACCCUGUUAUGUUUGAUUCAGAUUAUUUGUUUCAUGCAUUUGCUCGGCCCCACUAGCAUUAGUGCUAUAAAUACUACCGAGGGUAAAUAACGGAAUUAUUUAUUAUUUAUUUAUUUGACACUAUAUGACUACUUUGGAGGGACGCAUUUACCCAGUCUUCCGCGCAACUACGUACCAGUUACAAAUAUAACUAUUAAUAUUGGCCCCCAAGCCUUCCAAACUCUCAAAUCGUGACAUUGAAAUAAGCCAAAUUCCAUGUCCUCGUUAGCUAUUCAAAGCCAAGAACUCCGUUUCUUUUAAUGACGAGAGAAGGAACUUUGAUAUAUUUUUGAAAAAUUUGUUUACUACGGUAUACCGAAGGACAGUGUUUUCCAUUUCUCAACAGCAACUUUUAUUCGUCCACGUACACUUCUCUGUUGUUUGUACCAAAUCAAAAGCCAUGUCGUAAUCAUUUGAGUUUUUCAUGUUCUCUUGCUAUCUGGCAGCCCCUUGUAAAAGUUAGUUCUAACAAAAUAUUAGGUAACGAAGACCUAAAAUAUCACUACACUAGCGUCUUAUCAAUUUUCUUUUUAAUACUGAAUUGUCUCAAGUCGUCUUUUUUCAACCUCUUCCUAGUAGCGCGCAGUGUGUGAUGGGAAGCAGGAAGGAACAGCAACCAAAGAGCCAGCUUUUCAGCUUUUUAUCCCUUUAUACCGUGAUGUCUUCCAUAGGAGGGUAUCGGCUGUAUUUUGCAAUACUCUGAUACUAACACUAAGCCUGAGUGCGCGUUUGGAUUAAGGCCCAUUGCAAACCCAUCAGUACAUAAUAUCAGUUCACUCUUGCAUGAAUAGAUCCCAUGGCGAAAAAAAAAAGACAUUUUCAGAAUGUUUUCUAGUCGGGCAUGGAAAAGACAGCUUUUAACUUCGCUAAUGUGAUUGUUAUGUUUAUUCUACUUGGCUGAAGUCAGUUGUGAUAGCGUGUCUUUCUACACUAGCUGAUUAUAUGUGAGGCGUGACUGAAUAUAAAAACCGUAAUGUGAUAACAAAUCGUGAAAGCUGUCACAAAGACACUCCGAAUCCUCAGAGUCACGACAGCUUUGAUCGAUUCGUUCAUCAGCUCAGACAGCUCAGUGUUGUUGGAGAGGUUGACUUUAUCUAACUAGUCCCUCAAAUAGACCCAAAUCUUCAAAUGCACGAUGAAUUCUUUCUUUACUGCAACAAUAUUAGGUAAGUCUUUCCAAUAGAUCACGUCAAGCUUCUUGGGACCUCACAUUUAAAGAACCUUGGAACUACCCGCAGUCAUGUACUUGGACAGAAACACUAUAUAACCAGGCCAUUUAAUACACUUGUUUAAGGCACCGCUACAGAGGAGAACAUAUCAAACAACAAGUUCCAUCGAACGCAUCGGAAACGUUUUCAGAAAUAACAUUAUUCGGACUUUUAGACUCUCAAAUGAAUAUUAAUUACUCGUGUUCUAUUAAGGCUUGUCUAAACAUGGCUUUAGCCGUAGCUUUAAGCAACCAAGGCUGCGGUAGGCAUGAUUCAUACCUGGAACGUUAGACCUAAAGCCUGUGGAUUUUAACCCCAGGUUUUAGGUCUGUAGACACUUCGUUCCUUGACUCUAAGCCCGCCUAAUCACCAAAUAAAUUUUACCCAUAGAUGCAAAACUGAACUUGGCCUGAUCUGUCUGCUUGUCAUUCAGUGAUUACCCCCAGCGCUGAUUGACGUACAAGUGUGUGAAUUAUUUCAGUGUCUUCAAUUUCCUUCACAUGGAAAUCGGUCUUUCUGAGCAUUUUCUUCAUUUUUAGCGUUGGUGUAUACAUUUGUUCAAGCAAGUCAAGAGACCACCAAAUUAUGCAACAUCACACAACACCAAGAUGCACGAGACGACAUUUUGACGUGGUUCAAAGUGCGUGACGCGCUUGACAUCUCUUGGUUACAUGCAGUCAAUUCGCCUACAAAACUUGAGCAGGGUUUGUCUGGCGAAAUUAUGAUGUUAGAAGCAGAUGUUUUGAUGCGAAACAAUCAGGUAUGUCAGGGGAUUUAUCAAUGGAUUCUCUUUCCAUUAUUUCCCCUUCGAUCAUUCAGGUAUUUACGCCUGUGUAACAAGAAAAGAAUCUUAAACACUGUCUAAAUUUCGCCAGUGACUUGGUGAUUAAUUGAGUAGGAGAAUAACUGAAUGAUUAAUACUUAUGAUUGAUUAAUCAAUAAGUUAUUAAUUGAUCAGUUGGUUUCGUUAAUGGAUCAAUCGAUUGAUUGAAUGACUGAUUGUGAUUGAUUGAUUGAUCCACUGAUUGAUUGACUGAUUCAUUGAUUGACUAACUGAUUGGUUGGCUGAUUGAUUGAUUUAUUGACCAAUUGAUUGAUUGACUGACUGACUGACUGAAAGAUUUAUUGCUUGAUUGAUUGAUUGAUUGAUUGAUUGAUUGAUUGACUGAUUAAUCAAUUGGUGGAUCAAAUCGAUCGAUUGAUCUCGAUCACUAGAUAAGGAGUGACUGAUUGAUUGGUUGUUUGGUUGAAUGACUGAUCGAUUGAUCGAUUGAUAGACUGAUUGAUGGUUAGAUAAAUGGGGAAAGAAUGACUAAUUAACUGAUUGACUGACUGAUCGAUAGAUUGACUGACUGACUGAUUGAUUGACUAACUGAUUGGUUGAUUGUUGACUGAUUGAUUGAUUGAUUGAUUGAUUGAUUGAUUGAUUGAUUAAUUGAUUGAUUGACUGACUGAUUGGUGGUUAGAUGAAUGGGGAAAGAAUGACUGAUUAACUGAUUGACUGAUCGAUCGAUCGAUCGACUGACUCAUUGAUUGAUUGAUUGAUUGAUUGAUUGAUUGAUUGAUUGAUUGAUUGAUUGAUUGAUUGAUUGAUUGAUUGAUUGUCUCCAUUAGGUAAAUGGUACUCCAGUGAUGGCCCAUCCUCCAGCCGUGGACAGCAACCUCACUCUGGCAGAUUUUCUAAAGCAAACAACAACCUCGUCAAAGGGCAUCAAGUUGGAUUUCAAGACGAUUGUGGUGGUCGAGCCGUCCCUGACGAUGAUAGAGAACAUGACAUUCGGAAGGGAUGUCAAAAACCCGAUCUGGCUCAACGCUGACAUACUACCUGGUCCAUGCUACGACAAGAUAUGCGUUCCGGUCGAUCAUUUUCGGUUUUUAUCUCUCUGCAAAAAAUACUUUCCCAAAGCAACUCUUUCCAUAAGCUGGACAACAGGCUACAAUAUGACACCGGCGGAAAACUACUACAAUUGGUCUCAAGCUAUUUCGAUGGGGAAGCUUGUGUCGCAAAUUUCUCGGCCCAUAACAUUUCCCAUCCGUGCGGUUUUGGUAAAACGCUCCUGGGAACAGAUUCAUUGGUUGCUUGACUUAUCAGAAACCUUCACCAUAACUAUUUGGUCCUCAGUCUCUGACAAGGUAGACGUCCAAGACCUCGUUAGACUUAGAGGGAGUGUUUUGGACAAAAGAAGAGUCUUUUACGAUCUUCCACCAAGCCAAGAGAAGGCGUUCAAAGCAGCUUUAAAAUCCCCUGGGACUAAAUACAUCUCAAAUUCCGUAAACAGCGUCUGGUGGAGAGCCAUAGCGAGAAAGGAAUGUGAAGAUGUUCUUGUUGGUCGUAACAGCGUGAUGUUUUCGGGAGAGGGUGGUUUGGUGAUAUCGGACAAGAUUCUUUAUAAGAUCACUGCCUAUUAUUACCUAUUCGUAAACGGCAUUUGUUCAUUUGUCAAGACUGAUGCGCCAAAUGACAAGAGGACUGUUACAAUACAAGUUCACGUUGAAAACGCCACAGGGACGGUAACAAACGUAGGAAAGGCAAGUUCUUCGGGUGAUGGCAAGUUUGUAACGCUGGUUCUGGACAACAAUGGUGACUUUCAGUUUUCGAUAAAUGGCGGUGAUACCAAACAAGGAUCCGUUAAAAGCGACACUAAUAUGUUCAAAUUCUUGAUCACGGAGAGUUCACCUGAUGGUAAACGCAGAACAUUCAAGUGUUGGAUCACUGCGCAAGACAGCAAGAAGGAAGAAGCAUUCGUUUCCUUGGAAACAGAGAGCGAGCCAAUGGCAGGUCAUCUGUUGAUCAGUACUGGAGUACAAUCAGGAGCGGUCCUGGUGCAGAAGGUCCAGAUUCGGUUGGCAGCUAGUGAGACUUCUGGGAGCGGAAAAGGGCCCCAUUAUUUUCAUACGUUUCUGUCUGUUUUGUGGGCAGUGGCAGCAACUACGCUAUAUUUGUAGAAAGGACGCGAUGCCAUCCCAAACUAUGAAAACAAGCUACAGUCAAAUCCCCGCCCUACGGACACCUCAUUAUCACGGACAGUUUGUUUUGUCCCUGGGGAAAGAAAGCCCUUACAUUUUCUCUAAAUUCAACCCGCUUAAUAGGAGCAC